Molecule: messenger RNA, 1269 nt
Organism: Mycena citricolor
Lineage: Eukaryota; Fungi; Basidiomycota; Agaricomycetes; Agaricales; Mycenaceae
Source: the annotation of a GenBank genome assembly
GAUCCUGAUUGAUACUUGCCGCCAAACUUGAGGCUUGUUCCAACGUUUCGAUGCAACGCUCAUGAACGCAUGUUCCGCGACUUGUAUACAUAAUCGGAUCCUCGUCCUCCAGUGCUUCGCGCUCAGCCGUGUCCCCCUAACACAUGAUACCCGUCCUUCCUCCUGAGAUCGAGCGGGAGGUAUUCGAGACGGCAGCAAUCAGGCUUCCUUCUGUCGCACCUGCGCUGUUGCGAGUGGCUAAGCGUGUCCACAUCUGGAUAAAGCCCGUUCUUUUCCGCCUUCUCUCUCUCGAUCGUCAUGGUACCUAUCAUGAUGACAAAGCGCUCGAGGUUCUCUCUGUCGUGCGGACGGCGAUGCAAACCGAUGAAGGUCGGGCCCUCGUCUGCCCCUCCGUACGGCACCUCUGCCUAGGCCUUCCCACGACUGACAUGUCUGCAUACGAAGCAUACGUCUUAGUUGCACAGCUUCCCAACUUGGAGAAUCUCCUUGCUACUGCGUCAUUUAUAACUCCGGCGCUGCUCGAAGCCCUAUCUCAAUCUGGUGCCCGGUUGCGACGCCUAGCGGGUCCUAUAAGCCGGAUAUUUGAUCCGCAGGGUUCAACAGUAUCACCUCUAUCUCUCCCCUGCGUGUCGUGCCUAACGCAUCUCGACAUCUUCGAUUCCGUAGGUGAAUUCACCUUCGUACAAGAGCUAUCCACCCUCGCCAGCCUCACUCACCUCGGCAUCUCGGGGUCUGUAGCACCCUUGGUUGGCGAAAUCCUCUCAACUUGUCCCUCCCUACAUGUUCUGCUGAUCCAAUACUCCUCCCUCCGGAAUCCACUAGAUCCGAUAGAGCGAUUCACGGACGACGAUCGUGUCAUCGCUACACACUUCGUGAAUUAUUGGGCAGAAUGGAAGCUCGCCGCUCGCACCUGCCGGGAUGUGUGGGACGCAGCCGAGGAGUUCAUCACUGCGAAAAGAGUGGGGACCAUUUCUAGUGACGUUUUUAUCAUGAACACUAUUUCUACACAAACUUUAUUCGGGAAUUUCUAAGUACAGCUAGAAAUCUGAGAUGAUGGGCAAGCCUAAGUCGAAUUCACGAUCUUCCAUGCCUAUGGCCGGUGGCAGCAGAUGAUUGAAUUGGAAAUGCUCCAGAUCGAUAGCGCCAUAAAAUUGAUCGGUGACGGAAAUAGUGUCGUUCUUGCUUGAAAACAGAGCUGCAUUGAACGGGAUCUCAUUUUCCUUGUUGCGUCCCAGUCCCGCGCCGAAUCCAAAGAGCCGCCGGGUCUUG